Molecule: messenger RNA, 2398 nt
Organism: Neohortaea acidophila
Lineage: Eukaryota; Fungi; Ascomycota; Dothideomycetes; Mycosphaerellales; Teratosphaeriaceae
Product: major facilitator superfamily domain-containing protein
Exons: 1
Coding region: 228-2168 (646 amino acids)
Biological process (GO): transmembrane transport
Molecular function (GO): transmembrane transporter activity
Source: RefSeq, a predicted model, not a curated record
CCACGCUAUCUACCGGCGAGAGGCCGAAUCAAAUGGACGGUGGGUCUAAACAGAGUUGCAAGGCAUCGCUGUAUUUCUUUCUACUCUACGUCUUCUCUCUAUCCCGCUUCCCAUCUUCACUCUCCCGUAUUUCAUGCCCCGCCGGCUUUCGAAGGUGAUUUUCAUCGCUGCGCCGAUAUCGCACGAGACUUGACCGCACCCCUCCACUACACCCCACCACGGACUGGAUGAGCCACAGGCACCAACACACGCUCUCGCAAAGCACCGCGCGAUCCGAAGAUGUAGAUAGCGCGGCGUCGACGUACGUCGCGAGCGCCGAGUCGUCCAAAUUCCCCAGUCUGGACGAGGCGCGGCGGGAAGCAGGGCCAGAUGGACGAAGACAUUAUGAUGACAUUAGCGACGAUGGCGAAGACGAUCUCGACCUGCAAGAACUCGACCCGCUCGUGCUGCAUCCCAACGAGCAAGAUGAAGCCCCGCCGCCGCCGCAAGACGCGGUAGCAGUGAAAGAAAAGCCCGUCUCGUGGUCGCAGCUGCCGCGCAAAUCCCAACUCACCAUCCUCACGCUCGCGCGCCUCUCCGAGCCCCUCGCGCAAACGAGUCUGCAGAGCUACGUCUUCUACCAGCUCAAAUCCUUCAAACUGCCCGAUGGCUCCUCACCCUCGGACGAAACGGUCGCGCGGCAGGCCGGCAUGCUGGCCGCCGCCUUCACCGGCGCGCAAUUCACCACCGCCAUGUUCUGGGGCCGCAUGGCGGACUGGGAGCGCAUGGGACGGAAGCGCGUGCUCCUCGUCGGCCUGAUCGGCGUGGCGAUCGGCAGUCUGGGCUUUGGCUUCAGCCAGACGUUCUUGCAGGCGGUGGUUUGGCGGUGCGUCGGCGGGCUGCUGAACGGCAACAUUGGCGUCAUGCGCACGAUGAUUUCGGAGAUUAUCCGGGAGAAGAAGUACCAGUCGCGCGCAUUCCUGCUGCUGCCCAUGACGUUCAAUGCGGGCGUCAUUGUUGGCCCGUUGAUGGGUGGGUUGCUGGCGGAUCCGGUUGGCAAUUAUCCUGGACUCUUUGGACCUGGGAGUGCUCUCGGCGGGGAGGAUGGAGUAUAUUGGCUGACCAGGUGGCCGUAUGCGCUGCCGAAUGUGGUCAAUGCCUGCUUCCUGCUCGUAAGCGCGUUGGCGCUGGUACUUGGAUUGCAGGAGACGCAUUAUGCAUUGAAAGACCGGCCGGACUAUGGCCUGCGCCUCUCGCGGUGGGUGGGAAGCACCAUCUUCCGCAUCAAACCGAAGCAGGACUACCUCGCGGUCAACAAGCACGACCCCUCCGAAGCAGUCGACAUCGAGCGCACGGCCAAAACCCCCAAACCCGCCAUCCGCCGCCAGCUCCCCAUCCGCCGAAUCUGGACGGCCAAUGUCCUCUGCGCGCUGCUGUCCCAUGGCCUCCUAGCCGUGCAUAUCGGCACCUUCAGCAACCUCUGGUUCGUCUUCCUCUCCACCUCGCGCUACGACCCUAGCACCAGCGCAUCCCACCCGACCCCCCGAGCAACAGACGACCCACCCAACCACUACCGCCCGCACCUCCCCUUCCAAUUCACCGGCGGCCUCGCGCUCCCGCCUCCCUCCAUCGGCACCGCCCUCGCCAUCCUCGGCGUCAUCGGCCUCUCCCUGCAACUCCUCCUCUACCCGCGCCUCAGCUUCCGCCUCGGCACCAUCCGCUCCCUCCGCUACGCCCUCUGCCUCUUCCCCAUCUCCUACGCCCUCGUCCCCUACCUGUCCAUCAUCCCCUCUACCCGUCCUCCGCCGGGCCCCGCGUCCGGCGCCCUCGUCUGGAUCGGCAUCACCCUCAUCCUCUGCGUGCAAGUCAUGGGCCGCACCUUCGCGCUCCCCGCCAAUGCCAUCCUAGUCAACAAUAGCAAUCCGCAUCCGUCGGUGCUCGGCACGUUUCACGGCAUUGCGCAGAGCAUUAGCGCGGCUAUGAGGACGCUGGGGCCCGCGGUGGCAGGCUGGAUCUAUUCGAUUGGACUGCAAAAGGGAAUUGUCGGGUUGGCAUGGUGGUGUAUGGCGGGGGUGGCGGUCGUGGGCGCUGUUGCGGGCAGGUUUGUCAAGGAUGGGGAUGGGCAUGAGCUUUGGUUGGAGGGAGAGCGGGAGGAGUUGGAGGAGGAAAAUGAUUCGGCACGGACAUAGAUUGGGAUGGGGCUGUACUUUUGAGUGAGAUGCGUACAGGCAUGAUGCUAGACAUGGAUAGAGUGAAAGAUUACGAAUAGACGUUGAUGGUCUUGAUGAGCCCUCAUUUAUCUUUUCUCCACGGGUGCAACUAAAGUAGGUUGAUGAUAAACUAAAGUAGUUUCGAGGACAACUAAAGUACAUGUAGUUUUGAUGAUGAAACUAAAGUAGUUUCGAGGACAACUAAAGUA